CACUCACACACACAGACAGAGACGACGGCAGAGAGAAGACACAGUCCGCACUGGCAGAAGGAAGAAGAGACAGACUUAGACAGACACACACAUACACAUUGCGCGUGUGUUGUGCACACACACACAUACACUCUUUACACACACACUCACAUCUGAUCUGCGCAGCAGAGGCUGAGUACAUCAUCAGAGGACGAGAGUGUAGAAGCGUUCAGUGCUCACUGCCACACACGCACACACACACACCACAGCCGGAGAGGAUCUACACGCCUGUUACAGAGGACUACGUCCACACACACACACACACAGAGGAUAUCGACGCGAAUCAGAAGAGGACCAUCCAUCACAGGAGGGAAUCAAGGACUUUUCACCUCUUAACCUGAACACACACACACACACACACACACACACAGAGGACCUCAGCAUUGACCACAGGACGUCUAACGUGUCUUUUAAAAACACACGCACACAUGCGCGCGUGGACCUUUGGAUCGUUUGAUUGAUUGGCUCGUUAUUCUGCUGAAGGGUAAACAGGCUUUUAUGUGAGUGUGAGUGUGUUUAAUUGCAUGCGGUUAAGAGAAGUAGGCACGGGUGUGACUGAGUCUUGUUCAGUUUUCCUACGUGUGUGUGUGUGCGUGUGUGUGUAUACAUCCGUGUUUGUGAGUGUGAGUGAACAAGCCAUGCAACAAUAGCUGCCCUGAAACUGUGGGAGUUCACACUCUACGGCAGAACUGUGAAAAGAGAGCGUCUCCAGUUUAGCUGUGCGUCCGAGUCCGUGUGUGUGUGCGUGGGUGCAUGUGUGUAUGUGUGUGUGUGGCAGCAUAGCAGAGGUGUGUGUGUUUCCCCCAUCUACCUCCACUAAUCACACCUGAAGGAGACUCUCCCCCAUCAGCUGUCCGUGCCGAGUCGAGACUCGGACGCCUCGUGACGGAACGUUCACGACCACGCGCGCGCGAGUGUGUGUGUGUGAGUGAGUGUCGAGUGUGACCCGUAGCGAGGCGAGGUGACGUGAGGAAGAGGAGGAUGAGCGAGACGAAGAAGCGAGAGCUGGACAUGAGGGACAAGGCCAUCCUGCACCAGCAGAGGAGACUCAAGCAGGCCACGCAGUUCACACACAAGGACUCCGCCGACCUGCUGCCUCUGGACGGGCUCAAGAGGCUCGGCACCUCCAAAGACCUGCAACCCCACAGCAUCGUGCAGCGGCGCCUGUUGGAGGGCAACAUCCCCCGUAUCCGUGCCGACGCCCUGGACGCCGCCGCCCGGGUCCGCUCGCCACUCGCCGACAGCAAGGAGCCCGGCGCUUCCACGGAGACGGAGGAGCGGAGCGAGAGCACGGCGGACGACUCCACCGAGGAGCGCGAGUCGCCCGAGGAGAGCGAGAAGAGCCUGAGGUCCGAGGAAGAGGAGGAGGACGAAGAGGAGGACGAGGAAGAUGACGAGGACGAUGACCAGGAGAGGAGGAGAGGGAAGGCACAGCAGACCAGGCCAGGGCGGAAAGGGGGAAGAGAGAAAACAGAGGAGAGGAAGAAGAAAGAUGGGAUGGAGGGAAGAGAGACUUCCUGUCUGGCUGCUUUGGUUGUCCAGUGCAAGUGCCAUGAUGCUGAUGUGAAGGCGUCCAUAAACACUGGCUGUCAGCACAACCACAUCUCCCGCUCCUGCUGCAGACGGCUAGGGCUGAAGCCCACAGUAGAGGGUCCGGCUGCAGUGAAGGCGGAGGGUCAGCAGGUGUGUGUGCAGGAGGCCCCCGCUGCUGGAGGUGUGGUGGGGGGGCUGCAGCUACAGCUGGGGGGGGACAGAGUGCAGUGCUCCGCACACGUCACAGAUGAUGAGGCGUUUGAGUUGUGCCUGGGACUCCAGACUCUGCUGGAACUGAAAUGCUGUGUGGACCUGGACUCCAGGGUUCUGCGGCUCCAGGCCAGCGGAGAAGAGCUGCCUUUCCUGGACGCCUCCGCCCACCACAGCCAGUGCCACCAUGACAACAACAAGAACCUGUGACAUCACUUCCUGUGACGUCACCCCAAACGUGGACCCAGCCUCCCUGUGUCUAGAGAAGGAAAAGGAAGAAAACAUGGAAGGACAUUUCAUGUCUCUCUCUCUUCAUAUCUCUCUGUCACUCUUUUCUUCUCUCUAUCUCUCUCUCUAUCUCUCUAUCUCUAGCUCAUAAUGUUAGUGUUUGUUUUGUGUGCUUCUGCAUUCUGCGUUUGCCAUGAUUCUCUCCUCGCAUUCAUAAGUGAACGGAGGUUCAGAGAGAUUAAUUAAUCCUAUUAUAAUAUCUAUGUAUCAUUUCCUCAUGAACACGUAUUUCAGAUUAUUGUUUGUGAUCAAUCACUAAUGGGUCAUUAAUUAGUGUGAAGAGAAGUGAAAGGGGAAAAUCCAGUAAAUUGUGAUUGAAAUAGUGUGAAAUGAUUCAAAUGAUUGAUAAUUAAUGUGCAAUCUGUCACGCUGGAGAAGACAGAUGUGGGAAUAGCUAUAUAGCUACUAGACCUUAGCUAUUGUACUGAACAAAAAAUAUAUAAACACAAGGUGGAACAAUCUCAAACAGUUUACUGAGCUGCAAUGCAUCUAUGAAUUCAGUCCCUUUUUGAGCUGUGCAUACUGCCAGACCAUGGCAACAGAUUGGAAUUUGUGAUUAGAAUAGUGGGUGAGAUUUAAAUCGGUUUCAGUUGUUGCGAAAGGUUGUUGAUAUUUUUAACGGCCAUUCAAAUUACAUCUCUGUGUUCUGGGCCCCUACAGCUUCGUGCUGAUUGGCUGGGAUCAUUUAAAGGCUCAGUCCGAGUCGCUCUGUUUCCCCACUCAGAGUGUGGACUGUGCAUGAACACACACACUAAAGAGACGGCUAGACGACUGACCCUGAGGAGCAGUUAACUGAAUUUGACCGAAAGGUUAUGGAAUUAUAAUCACUAAUGACACCUUGUUUAAGUUCUUAAAUGCAGUAUAAAUGCAGUACCACACCUGGGUCCCAGAGUAUGACAGACAGGGGGGCAAAUCUGGGGUCAGUGUGUAGCAGACGGGGGGCAGAUCUGGGGUCAGUGUGUAGCAGACGGGGGGCCGAUCUGGGGUCAGUGUGUAGCAGACGAGGGGCAAAUCUGGGGUCAGUGUGUUGCAUCUGUUCUGAGUGUUAUCUGGGGAUGUUAUGAAAGUUACCCCCUGACAUCUAACCAAUUGCCCCGGGGUGCGUGAUCUGUUCGCUCAUUAGAGAGCUGCAGCUCUGACUGACUAGAACAGGAGCUGAAGCAUACAGUACGUGAGCAAAUUUCAAGUCACAGCAACUCUCUCCAAACCGCCUUGUCUCUCUUUCUUUUCUUUCUCUCUGUUUCUUUCCUUCCGUGUGCUUCAUAUUCAUGUCAUGUUUUUCCAAGACGUCAUUUCUAUUCUUCCUUUUUUCUCUCUUCUCUUCUUUCCUUUUUUCUUUGCUGUAUCUGCUUCACAUUCAUUCUCCCUCUCUUUUCUAAUCUCUCUCUCUCUCUGUGUGUCUCAUUUAUCUGCUCAAUUCUCUCAUAUUUCCCUUAUUUCCUCGCCCCUUCCCUGUUUUUUCUUCUUCCCACCUAUCCUCUCUCUCUCUCUCUCUCUCUCUUUCUCACCCUCUCUCUCAUUUGUUAGUGCAGCUGGUGGUCCCCUUGCUGAGCUGAAUUAAAGAGGAGGAGGACUCCUCCUGUGUGUGCUGCAGGGUUUGCUCACUUCGGGUCACUUGGGUGCAUUUCUCUGAUCAGAAUUGAAACUCUCUAAAACCACUAGCUCAACCUCCAUCGUCAUCUUCUACACUCUAAAAUAUAACGGGGCCAGUACCGGUUCUUCAGAGUGAUGCCGUAGAAGAACCUUUUUCAGUGCUUCAAAGAACCACUGAACAACAACAUCUUUAAAGAACCAUUUCAUGAACGGCAUAAUAAAAUGUCAUAUUAGGCCAAACCCAUUAUGAUCUGAGGCUCUGAAGAACCAUUUUCAACGUGAAGAACCUUUCGCCUGAUGGUUCAACACACAGAGUUUUGACUAUCCAUGGAACCAUCCAGAGAUUCAAAGAACCAUUUAAGCACCUUUAUAUUUUAGAGUGUACACCGCUGUGCUAUCAACCGCUCUGGUCUUUCUUUGUUGUACGACAAUGAACCACUGUACAUGGUCUGCCACCAAAAAUGACAUCCGCACUGAACUGUAAAAAUAUAGACAUGGCUUACUGUUAUGCAAACGUUACUGAUGAGUUUGAGAAAUGCACCGAAGUGAUGGAGUGAGACUGUAAAUGUUGGACACCCAAAGCCCAGAAAGUGUGUCUGCACAGUGGUUGCGUAAUGCUCGAGCAGCUGAACGUUAAGCAUAAGAAUUAUAUAUUGAAAUAACAUUCCAGUGUUGCAUGAUCGGCUGUUUUUCCUGUAGAUGUUAGGUUUCACUUAUGUUGGUCAAAUUUGUAGUUUUUGUGUGUGUUUGUGUAUGUGUGUUUGUGUGUGUGUGUGCGCUUAUGUGGGUGAGAGUGUGUGUGUGUGUGUGUGUGUGUGUGUGUGUGUGUGUGUGUGUGUGUGUGUGUGUGUGUGUGUGUGUGUGUGUGUGUGUGUGUGUGCGUGUGCGUGUGUAAGAGAGAGACUGUGUGUCUGAUAAUGCUUUUAGUGACAGGAGAGUGCUUACUUGUUUUUUUUCUGCCGGGAGAGGAACACGGUCCCCAUACCUUAUUAGCCCUUCAGCUAACCUCCCACUGCUCUCAUGACUCCAGCUGCCUUCCCCCUUCUAUUUCUAGGGCACCUGAAUCACUCUAGCCCCAGGCUUCACUUUGUGCCAAGGCCUCAGUGGAGGUUGAUUUUCUCAGUUUCCCUGGGAGGUCACCAUCUCUCUCUCUCUCUCUCUCACUCUCUCUCUCUCUCUCUCUCUCUCUCUCUAUUCUACUUCUGCUUUACACAGCUAAGCUAAGCUAAAUUAAGAUUUGAAACAUUUUGUGGUUUUAUUUUUGUUGAUAGCGGAUCUUGGUCGCACACACACACACACACACACACACACACACACUCACACAUGAUGGUGUGAAGCGAUCAAGUGUCAUUGAAAAGCGCCUCGCUUUAAUCCCUAAGCUGUUGGUCUGAUGCUGAGCUUCUGGUGUUACUGAUUAGCUUAUACACACACAUAUUCACACACACACACACACACACACACACACACACACACACACACACACACACACACACACACACACACACACACACACACACACACACACACACACAAUCACACACUCACACACACACACACAUAUAAAGAGAGUGAGAAGUGGGGCUAAUCAGUGGGAGGACUCAUGCAGUGUGAGCCUGUGUGAGGUCGCUAUGUCUCUGUCGCCAGGACACAUCACCACGGCACCCAUCUGACCAGCUUCGUCACUGAAGGUCAUCCCUGCAUUUAUUGGCUCCAACCCCCCCGCCCCCCCGCCUUCUUGUUUAUUCUACAGAUCUCUCUGCGCUCUGUAACGGCUUUGAAAAAUUGAUGUUUGAGACGAGUGGAUUUUUUUUCUUUCCUGUGAUCUUUGUUUUGUUUUGUUUCUUUUUGUUUUUAGUUUUGUGUUCUGUUGAUCGUUUUUUGAUUUCUGAUCAGUAUUUUAAUCUGCCUAUUAAAAAUUCAAAAUAAAAAUCUGUAUUCUGGCUAUA
This is a messenger RNA of Sardina pilchardus (European sardine), 5609 nucleotides long. RefSeq names its product nuclear receptor interacting protein 2 (gene nrip2). NCBI's taxonomy places the organism in Eukaryota, Metazoa, Chordata, Actinopteri, Clupeiformes, Clupeidae. The transcript is spliced from 6 exons. Bases 1021 to 1992 code for a protein of 323 amino acids. Gene Ontology annotation, molecular function: aspartic-type endopeptidase activity. Gene Ontology annotation, biological process: proteolysis. The record is from RefSeq and is a predicted model, not a curated record.